Molecule: messenger RNA, 3427 nt
Organism: Tarenaya hassleriana
Lineage: Eukaryota; Viridiplantae; Streptophyta; Magnoliopsida; Brassicales; Cleomaceae
Product: cytosolic endo-beta-N-acetylglucosaminidase 1
Exons: 20
Coding region: 84-3227 (1047 amino acids)
Biological process (GO): protein deglycosylation
Cellular component (GO): cytoplasm
Molecular function (GO): mannosyl-glycoprotein endo-beta-N-acetylglucosaminidase activity; ferric iron binding
Source: RefSeq, a predicted model, not a curated record
ACGGAAGGAAAAUCUCUCUCUCAAAGGGAAAAAAAAAUCGGAGCCAUCAUUUUCUUCAAUCUUCCUCGGUUGUCCCGUAUAGAAUGCGGAAUCUUCUUAGCGCCUAUUUCUCUCGCAGAACCCUUGUCUCUCUCUACAAUUUCUUCAUCUGGGUCUUCCGCAAUCUCCUCAAGACGUUCCCUUUGUCUCUCAUCAUGCCCCAAUUCGACGCAGACGCCGCCGUCACCGGCGCCGGUGCAUCUGCCUCGGCAGCUCCGCCGUCGGUGCCCAUCUCCUUUCCGAUCAAGACCUUAAAAGACCUGGAGUCUCGCUCUUACUUCGACUCCUUUCACUUCCCAUUCAACCGGAGUUCUGUUCCUCUCCGGCGAAACUCCGUUGACUUGCCGGACCGUCCGAGGAUUCUGGUCUGUCACGACAUGAAAGGUGGGUACGUCAACGACAAGUGGGUGCAAGGGUGCGAAAACGACGGGGGUUUUGCGAUAUGGCAUUGGUACUUGAUGGACAUUUUCGUCUAUUUCUCACACUCUUUGGUAACUCUGCCUCCUCCAUGUUGGGUCAACACUGCUCAUAGACAUGGCGUUAAGGUAUUGGGGACUUUCAUCACAGAAUGGGAUGAAGGGAAAGCUAUCUGCAAAGAGUUGCUCGAAACAGAGGAGUCUGCACAGAUGUAUGCAGAGCGGUUAUCAGAACUUGCUGCUGUUCUUGGAUACGAUGGGUGGCUGAUCAAUAUAGAGAAUGAGAUAGAAAUAGGGCAGAUUCCCAAUCUGAAGGUAUUUUUAGGCCACCUAACAAAGGUCAUGCAUUUGUCUGUGCCUGGGGCAUUGGUUAUAUGGUAUGACAGUGUCACGGUUCACGGCCAUCUCGAAUGGCAAGAUCAGCUGAAUGAAAAGAAUAAACCUUUCUUUGACAUAUGCGAUGGCAUAUUCAUGAACUAUACGUGGAAGGAAGACUACCCGAAAUUAUCAGCUGAAGUUUCCGGAGAUAGAAAAUACGAUGUGUAUAUGGGAAUAGAUGUUUUCGGAAGGAAUACCUUUGGUGGUGGACAGUGGACUACCAAUGUUGCUCUUGACGUGCUGAAGAAAAGCGACGUAUCUGCUGCUAUAUUUGCUCCUGGAUGGGUAUACGAAACCGGGCAACCACCUGAUUUUCUCACAGCUCAAAAUAAAUGGUGGUCACUUGUUGAGAAGUCAUGGGGAAUAGUUCAAACCUAUCCGGAAGCCUUACCGUUCUACUCUGAUUUCAAUCGGGGUUUUGGGCGUCAUGUUUCUCUUGGAGGUUCCCAGUUAUCAGAUUCUCCGUGGUACAAUCUUUCUUGCCAAAGUCUUCAGCCACUCCUUGAAUUCAAUGAAGAAAGUAACCCGGAUACCAUCCAGGUCAUCGUUGAUGCUCAGGAGGCAUCUUUCAACGGAGGAGGGAAUAUCAGUUUCAGAGGAAGACUUGAAGAAGAUGCAGUUUUCACAGCAAGACUCUUCAAACCACAGCUUCAGCUUUCUGAUUCCCCGAUUUUCGUUACCUUUUCUGUUAAGACAGAAGAGAAUUCUGAAUUGGGCAUUCAGCUUCACUUCUCAUCCCCAUCACAAGAAUCAAAAUCCUUACUUUUGGCGCCACGACGGGGAACCGAUGAAUCCAUUCCCGGUUUCAGCGACACAUGCAUACCUUUCCCCGUCUUAUCAUCAAAGACACCAUCCGGGUGGACGAUAUACCAUACGAGCCUCGUCAUGAACGGCCACACACUGACUGAGAUCUCCACAUUUUGCUCUCGACAUUGCAAACCCUCAACCGAGACACAGAGGCAAGAGUAUUUUGCAUUGCUAGGAUACAUCUCCAUCGAAGAUUCCUGUCCCGACCCAGAAAAGAACGGAUCUUUCCCUCCUGCAUCGUCAUGGAUCAUUGAGGCUCGUGACGUGGAACUUGUCCCGGGCGAGUCGGAGUCAGGUUCCAGGAACUUCAGAGGAAAGCUCGAAUGGAGACUGAAAUGCCCAGAUGAGUUCUUGUUUUCGAGGUACAAUGUGUAUGCAGAGAAGGGGAGGAAGAAGAAGAAUAAGAAGGGUGGGCUCGGGUCGAGGAAGCUUCUAGAAGGCGAAACGGGCGAGAGAACGUUCCUAGGAACUGCCCACGUGGAUGCCUUUUACAUCUCGGACUUGAUCAUCGAACCGGGUGUGGGGGAAGUCCGGUUCAGGCUUCAAGCUUGGUCCUUUGGUGACAGUUCUUGGCAGGAGCUUGAUGCUUCUCCUUACCUUCUAGUUGAUUUGGAAGGUCUUUAUGAUUUGAAUAAAAGAGUGUGGGGCCUAUAUCACCCGAUAUAUCCAGAGCCACCACGAGCAGUCCACGCGCCAUUUCGUGUCCGUCUACGUGUCACUUUCUCACUUCACCACAUCGUCACCGUCACUCUCUCUCUUAAAGCCACCGUUCAUCGUCAACUGUUUCCUAAAUCUUUCUCUAUAACGAUGAUGUUGCUCAAGGCUUCUCCGGCUAUCUCUCCCUUGAAUUCCGGCGUCGAUGAGAUUCGUCUUCCUCUGUCGUGGAAAUCUUGGACUCUUCCGGUUUGCUCGAGGAAGUCACCGGGAAACGGGUUAUCUGUUCGCGCGGCGAAGGGGACGAACCAACGGGCAUUGACGGGCGUCGUCUUCGAGCCUUUUGAAGAGGUGAAGAAGGAGAUGGAUCUCGUUCCCACAGUUCCUCAGGUUUCUCUCGCUCGCCAAAAGUUCUCGGACGAGUCUGAAGCCGCGAUCAAUGAUCAGAUCAAUGUGGAGUACAAUGUCUCCUACAUUUACCACGCCCUGUAUGCCUACUUUGACAGAGACAAUGUCGCUUUGAAAGGUCUCGCCAAGUUUUUCAGAGAAUCGAGUGUCGAAGAGAGAGGGCAUGCGGAGAAGUUCAUGGAGUACCAAAACAAGCGUGGUGGGAGGGUCAAGCUUCUGUCAAUCCUGCCGCCAUUGGCAGAGUUUGAUCAUGCCGAGAAAGGAGAUGCCUUGUAUGCAAUGGAGCUUGCAUUGUCUCUGGAGAAAUUGACGAACGAGAAGCUCUUGAAAUUGCACAGGGUGGCCAUGAAGAACAACGAUGUUCAUCUGGUUGAUUUUGUCGAAACCGAGUUUCUGGGCGAGCAGGUUGAAUCCAUCAAGAGAAUCUCAGAGUACGUAGCUCAGUUAAGAAGAGUCGGUAAAGGUCACGGAGUGUGGCAUUUCGAUCAAAUGCUUCUGGAAGAAGGAGAAGAAGCUGUGGCUUGAUGAUUUUGGAAGUUCAGUUCAUUAGAUUUGGUCUCAGAAGUUUUAAGCUUUUUCAAGUAUACCUUUUUUUUUCCUUACAAAAAUAAAUUGGAGAUCCAUGAAACUAAUGGAAUGAUCAUGAAUCCAGAACCCCCUGUAACAUGCUGAAUGAUCAAAUCGGCCGUUGUCUGGUAUCCUCUCCGGGAUCCCAUAAACCCUAA